Molecule: messenger RNA, 636 nt
Organism: Verticillium alfalfae VaMs.102
Lineage: Eukaryota; Fungi; Ascomycota; Sordariomycetes; Glomerellales; Plectosphaerellaceae
Exons: 2
Coding region: 1-636 (211 amino acids)
Molecular function (GO): acyltransferase activity, transferring groups other than amino-acyl groups
Source: RefSeq, a predicted model, not a curated record
AUGGCCAUCUCCGUCCGCCCAGUCGCCGCCCUCGACCUCUCCACACUGGAGCGCUGCAGCACCGUCGAGUUCGCCGCCUUCGCAAGCGACUUCCACUCGCUCGUCUUUCCCGGCCCGUUCCCGGAGGACCGCGCCGAGACGAAAGCCCAGGCGCUGUCCGCCGCCAUACAGAACGACGGGUGCCGCAUCUUCGCGGCGUGGGACGUCGACGACGAGGGCUCCGAGACGCUCGUGGGCUAUGCGCGGUGGUUCGUCUAUGGCAAGAGCAUGCCGGAGCCCGAGCCGCGUACUUUCGGUCCCGGCGUGCACGUUGCGGCUGCGACGGAGAUGCUCGGUGCGAUUGAUGGCCUGCGGAAGGCGAACUUUAGCGGCAAGGCUUGUGUUUACCUCUCUGUGCUGGUCGUGCAUCCGGACCACCAGGGCCGGGGCGUCGGGAAGCAGCUCAUGGAAUGGGGGUUGGAAAGGGCUGCGGGCCUUGGUGUGCCUGCUUUCCUGGAGUCGUCUCCUGCUGGGAGGAAAUUGUACACAGGCCUUGGAUUUAGAGAAGUCGAUGUCGCCAAGGUGCCGUUUGCGCAGUUUGGCCUUGAUACAGUGUUUACGGUGUGGGCUAUGAUGUGGACUGGGGCGGAGGUCUAG